Lindgomyces ingoldianus is the source of this 1407-nucleotide messenger RNA. RefSeq lists its product as uncharacterized. The transcript has 3 exons. Gene Ontology annotation, molecular function: ubiquitin protein ligase activity. The coding region runs from base 1 to 1407 and encodes 468 amino acids. The record is from RefSeq and is a predicted model, not a curated record. Gene Ontology annotation, biological process: protein ubiquitination. NCBI's taxonomy places the organism in Eukaryota, Fungi, Ascomycota, Dothideomycetes, Pleosporales, Lindgomycetaceae.
AUGGAUCACUCAGAUGGCCAGGCGCACGCGGACCGGACGCCGACACCCGCCCAUCGCGAUAUGAUGUAUUGUCACGAAUGUCGCGACGAGUGGUUCAGGGAUGAGCAUGGCUUGACUUGCCCAGAGUGUGGUUCUGAUUUUACGGAAAUUAUCGAGGAAGACCAUGACCCGCGAGACGACGAGAUGCCCGGCCACAACGAACACGCAGAAGACGGUGAUUCGAUACCGUCUCUCGAAGAGGCUCCACCCAACCCGCACGACCAUCCCCUUGCUCACCACAAUCCAUUCCGGGACCAUAACGACCCAGAGGAAGGAGAUAUUAGCAACCUUCAGUGGCGCCAGGUGGGGCCAGGCAGAUUCGCUGUAACUGGCACGAUAUAUCGAACAAUUUCUCCAAACCGGGGUGGUGGUGGCAACCAGAAUGCCGGGAAUCCACCGAUCGGACCCUUUGCUUCGAUGCUGAACAGCAUAAUUGGUGGUGCUCGACCUCGCUCCCAACCACAGGGUCAAGAUGGCCAGUCUUCUCAAGGACAGCCUACGCCGGGGACUUCUUUGGGGUCAGGGCCUAGGGUAACACUCGGUGAAUCUAGAUUCCAUUAUACUUCAAGUGCUCGACUGUAUCCUCGCGAUGCAGAUCAUCCUGGGCCACAACUGGAGCCUAUGGACGAGCUAAAUAAUGUCCUCAUUGGUCUCAUGGCUGCUUUUGGAGAACCUCCCGGUCAGCACAAUCACGACCCUCAAGCCCCGGGUAAUGAUCCACACGUGCACUUCAAUCCUCUGCUAGCUUUAUUAUCCCAAAUGAUGCCUGGAAAUGCCGCAGCCGGCGACUUUGUUUAUUCACAGGAGGCUCUAGACCGCAUCAUUUCACAACUCAUGGAGCAAAACGCUACCGGAAAUGCCCCAGGACCCGCUUCCCAAGACGAUAUCAAUUCGUUACCCAGGAAACCAGUCACUGUUGAAAUGCUUGGCCCCGAAGGCCGUGCAGAGUGCAGCAUCUGCAUGGAGGAAGUGCUCAUCGGAGAAGAAGUGACGGAGCUGCCAUGUCACCAUUGGUUCCACCACCCUUGCGUUGCGAUGUGGCUUAGUGAGCACGACACUUGUCCCCACUGCCGACACGGAAUCACAAAAACAAGCGAAAACUCGGCGAACUCGUCAAACGACAAUAGUGGUGGCGCAUCGGAAGCUAAUGCAAGCAAUCCACAAAUGCCUGGGGCCUUUGCUGGCGCUACAGGGGAUGGAACACCUGAACACCCGUUCCUUCUUCCUGACUCCCCACAUCAUCCUGCACCAAACCAAGACCAGGGAGCAUCGAGCAGUCACAGUGGCCCAGUGUCAGGCGACGAGAGUCACUCGGGGGGAGGCUUUGGAGAACGGUUGCGGAGGGGUUGGUUUGGGCCUCCGAGGUGA